GAUUAUUUUAAAUAGAAAAGUUGGUUUUAGUGUAUUCAAUUCCUUUCCACUAUAGACUCCUUUCAAUUCAUAAACUUUUUGCUAGGUUGGCCUGCUAGGACACUACUUAAAAUAGAAAUCUAGGGAAUAUAAAAAAAAGUAUAUGUUUGCCAGUCUUACAAUUUCCCUUUGUUAUUGCAAAUGUUAUAUGCUUUAUUUGCAUGAACCAGUGCUGUAGUAGACAUAAAUGCAGUCCUCUAGGCUAAACCACAUCCCCGCCCUAAGAUAACUACAGUACAUACACAUUUGCCUGACUGAGACAUGUGUUCCUAUUUAUAGAGCUGGUGUGGUACAACUCGGUACAAGUUUCCUAGCAGAUCAAGUGGGAGAGUUUGAAGGAGUUUGAAGGUUUGAUGGACACAGAAACAAGGCUAUGAAAAAGUUAUUAAUCUGCUCUUUUAAAACUCUUCUAUGGCAUGGAUAAGGAAUCUUCAGUGCUCUUUUGUAAGGGGAACUACACUGACAAGAUUUUGAAGCUUUUUUAUAUACAAAGGAUACUUUACUGAACCUCAGGAAUAUUUUACAUUCACUUCUAUCAAUAUAUAAAGAGAGAAACAAACAACACAAGAACUAAGAAUCUGAUCCACACACUGAGUUUCAAAGUGUGACAGGAAAGCACAGAAGAAGACUGGUAAUUAAAGGGCAUCUAAAAAAAGAGCUGGACAGAGGGCGAGGCUGUGGAGUCAUAUGUGGAGGCAUAGUAACACUGAUUCUAAAAGAAGCUGUUUAAAUCCAUCCAGCUUGCACCAAGAAGAUCUGCUGAUGGAUCCCUAUGGAGGUCACUACCUGAACCGAGAUGCAGUGCUAUCUUUACUGGGUGUUGCUCGCAUGUGCCAACUGAUAUUGGGCUGCACCACGAUGGCUUUGGUGGCUCACAGCGCAGGCUUCAGUGCCACCUAUGGCACCUUCUGCAUGUUCGUGUGGUGCUUCUGUUUCGCCAUGACAUUGAUUAUUUUUGUUCUUGAUGUGGUUCGCCUGCAUGGCUGCGUGCCAAUCUCCUGGGACAAUUUCACUGUGGCCUUUGCCAUGCUUUCCACAUUAAUGUACAUCACAGCUUCCGUUGUGUACCCUGUAUAUUUCCUCGGCAAUGAAUGCCCGACUGAAGGCUGUGAAGUGCGCAACUAUCGCAUUGCUGUUACUGUCUGCUCCAGCAUCUGUUCUUUUGCCUAUGGUGCUGAGGUUCUCCUCACACGUGCCAAACCAGGCCAUGUAGUUGGUUACAUGUCCACCUUGUCAGGUCUGCUAAAGGUAGUUCAGGCCUUCAUUGCUUGCAUAAUUUUUGGUGCUCUUGCAAACGACAGUGAGUACCAUCGGCACAUUCCCACACAGUACUGUGUAGUGGUCUACAGUCUAUGCUUUGCCAUUACAGUGGUAGUGGUGAUUCUGACAGUCUCAGGAAGGACGAUAGUUCUGAGGCUGCCAUUUGACCGCUUUGUGAUUAUAUACACUUUCCUGGCAGUCUUGCUGUACAUGAGUGCUGCUGUGGUGUGGCCGGUCUUCAGUUUUGAUAAGAAGUAUGGCUCUCCUGGGCGACCGGAUGAGUGCCCCCAGGGAAAAUGCCCAUGGGACAGCAAGCUUGUGGUGGCAGUGUUCACCUUUGCCAACCUGGUGCUGUACGUCAUUGACCUACUGUACUCUCAAAGAAUCCGAUUUGUCUCACAGUCAGCUCCCUAAAAUAGCAUUUCUGCUUCUACUUGCUUAAAAUAAUGUUCUUAUACAAGUGCUUAUACAAAUAUAGACACUAAUACUGUCAUUUCAUGUCGAUAGAUAGAUAGAUAGAUAGAUAGAUAGAUAGAUAGAUAGAUAGAUAGAUAGAUAGAUAGAUAGAUAGAUAGAUAGAUCUAUGACUGAUCCUAUGUAAUGGAAAACCUGUUAUAGCUUUAUUAUCAUGUAUGCCUUUCAGUUUUACUUAAUAACAUGAUUAAAAUCAGUUGAAUCUUGAAUUUAUCGUCUUUUUUUUACAUAAGGUUCUUUAUCUCCAUUUAUCAUAUCCAUUGAUUUAGAUAAUUAUGGGAACAUAUGUUUUAUAGUACACUUUUAUUUUUGUUUUUUUGUUUUUUACAACAAACCAAAUUCAAGCUAAUAUUUUCAAGCAUGUAUCAUGGUUCUGGAUGUGUACUUUGUUGCUGAAUUCCUUCCACUUCAACCAGGGCCCUUUGUUAUACCUGACUGUACAUUAAAACUAUUAAAUGUAUAUAUUGUACUGCUAGUUACCUUUCUGGGUUUCAUUAAUUUAGCUGAUACAAAGUUGGACUGUUUGAGGAAAGUAAAUGCAUAUUUCAUUAAUAGAUAUAUCUUUAACAAAAAUUUCAUAGACAUUUUCACUUAUUUCAGACAGGAUAUGGUCUAUUACAGUUUUAGAAAUAUUUUAAUGAAGAUGCAUAGAUUUCCAACACUAUGGUUGACUAUUUCCUGCCGGAAUUUAUUAAAAUGUCUAAAAACAAAAAAAUGCCUAUAAUAUGUAAUCAUAUUUGGCUUAUAUUUUAUACUACAUCAUGUUGACUAUAUUCAAAAUAUUUUCAUUUUUAAACUUUGUGAUGCUUAUAGCAUACUUUGAGAUCACUACUCAAUCUUAGGAACCAAAAUAAAAUUCAGCACCUAAUUAGCUACUUUGCUUCUAUUCUCUGUAUCUUGUUUUUGUGUUUUGUAAAAUAAAACAAUUGAACACAUUUUUCUCUAAAUACUCAUUAGUUCUGCAGGACAGUAUGAUGCAUUUUAAAGUGUAUUAUGUAUACAUUUAUUGGAAAUAGAUUCCUAGCUAAAGUUUUAGUAAGUUAGACACAUUUUAAAAACAACCUCUGUAAGUGAACCUCUGAAGAGGUGAAUACUUGCAAGUUUAAAUAAAACCUUCAACAAGAAUACUGGAAAACCCUAAGCUUGCAUGUUGAAAGAAACCACUGUAGAAUUGUUUCAUAAAUAAGCAUUAAUUAGAAGGUUAUUGUUAUCAUAUUAUCAGUUUUGGAGUCAUACAUAUAGAUUUAAGUAUUAAAAAGUAAUAAAACUGUGUGACUGGAUGUAUAAGGCAGCUGAUUUUAAUGUUACGGCUGAUCAGUGUAUAUGUGUGAUUAUCUAUAUGUCUGUUUAACUGUCUAUUUAAUACAUUAAAACCAACUGCCUAAUUUUGUGUAGUUUCCCCUUCUGCAAGCAAAUCAGCUCUGACCCAUCGAGGCUUGGACUCCACAAGACGUAAGUUGCACCGAGACAGCUGCAGAUCCUGUAAGUUCUGAGGUGGGUCCUCACAUGUGACUUUGUCCACGGAUGUCGUGGCUCGAUUUGAUUAAGGUCUAGGACAAGAGGUAUUCAACUAAAAUUUAAAGAGGUCCAGUAAGAGAAAAUUUCUUGGAGCAAAGGUCCUAGAAGAUCAUAAU
Tachysurus fulvidraco (yellow catfish) is the source of this 3407-nucleotide messenger RNA. Its product is annotated as myeloid-associated differentiation marker-like protein 2. The transcript is spliced from 2 exons. The record is from RefSeq and is a predicted model, not a curated record. Bases 727 to 1713 code for a protein of 328 amino acids. Gene Ontology annotation, cellular component: membrane. NCBI's taxonomy places the organism in Eukaryota, Metazoa, Chordata, Actinopteri, Siluriformes, Bagridae.